Messenger RNA from Prunus armeniaca (apricot), 408 nucleotides. Lineage: Eukaryota; Viridiplantae; Streptophyta; Magnoliopsida; Rosales; Rosaceae. The record is from the annotation of a GenBank genome assembly.
AUGAAAGCUGGAAUGAGUGAGACGCGUAAAUGCUUUUAUGGUGGGUUUGCUCGACUAGAAACCUCUUGGACCAAAGAUAAUCCAGGGAGAAGAUUAUGGACAUGCUGCCGCAAGAAAGGGUGUGGGUAUUUCGAUUGGUUCGAUCCUCAAAUGUCUGCAUGGUCAAAGAUGAUAAUUCCUGGGUUGUUGAAAAGGAUAGAUAAGGCUAAUGAUGAACUGAAGAGUUUGCGCAGGAGAGAGAAGCUACUUUGGUUUUUGAUCGUUAUUGGCAUCCUUGUUGUUGUGCUCUCAGCAAAUGCAACUCAACAUAACGGUUCAAGUGGAACAAAGACAGUAUUGAACUUGCUUGAUGGUUUCAAUUGCUUUUUGUGUACUGCAGGUUUUUGUAAGACCAUUAACUGGUUGUAA